AUUUACUUUAAUCUGUUUGUUUAUUCAAAGAAGGAAAAAACGCAAAAACAGAUUCCAGAAGAAAAAAAACUUCCAGAUAGUCGGAGGAAUCCGUUCAUGGCUGAUCAUUGCUUCUGAUUCAAAGUCUCAACGAUCUUGCGGCGGAGGAUUUGACAUCAAGAUUGUUAAAUUCGUCGAAUUUCAGUUUCGAUUUGGACUUGCUUCGGUACGGUUUUUGGGAAUUCUCCUCGUCGUCUCGGAGAAGCUUAAUUCGAUCGAAUUUCAUGAAGAUUGGGUUGGAUUCCGUUGGAUUGCGUUAGAAGAGGAGGAGAAACAAGAAGAUUAAGAAGAAGAACGUUAGAGAGAAAGAAAGCAAGAAUGAAGGCGAUGGAGACGGUACAGGAUCUGAUCGAGGAGGCCAAAGUACGGACCGUGUGGUGGGGCUUGUGCGUCUUCGCCGUCACUUACGUCUUGACCCAUACAAGCACGUCUAUGUGGAUGAAUUUUCCUGUAGCAAUCCUCAUUGUUUGUGGUCUACGUAUUUUGUCUAAUGAGGUUGAGUUCCACUGGAAAGUUCGUCCGUCUCCAAGACAAAGUCAUCUGUCUUAUCUCACGAACAAGAAGUUGUCGUUGAAUGAUCCACGUCUUUCUAGUGCUCCGCCUCCUCCAACGUGGAAGAAGAAGAUUGACUCUCCAGUAGUGGAGGCUGCGAUAAAUGAUUUUAUCAAUAAAAUCCUAAGGGAUUUUGUGGUAGAUUUGUGGUACUCUGAAAUCACCCAGGAUAAGGAGGCGCCUGAACUGAUUCGUGCAGUUAUCAUGGAUGCUCUUGGUGAAUUAUCUGUAAGAGUAAAAGAGAUAAAUAUCGUUGACUUGCUAACCAGGGACAUAGUUGAUUUGAUAGGCGAUCACUUGGAUCUUUUUAGACGAAACCAGGCUGCCAUAGGCAUUGAUGUUAUGAAGACAUUGUCUUCAGAGGAGAGAGAUGAGAGAUUGAAAUACCAUCUUAUGGCUUCUGGGGAACUUUAUCCUGCACUUGUGUCUCCAGAGAGUGAGUACAAGGUUCUGCAGCGGAUAGUGGCUGGAAUAUUAUCUGUGGUCCUCAGACCACGAGAAGCUCAGUGCCCUCUCGUUCGAACAAUUGCUAGAGAGAUUGUUACUUGCUUGGUACUUCAACCUCUUUUGAAUUUAGUGUGCCCCGAGCGUAUUAAUGAGGUGAUUGAAAUCAUUAUCAACAUUAUUAAAGAGGGAGACUUUCAGCAGCUUGGGGGGGAAGCACUGAGUGUUGGUUCUGCCUCAACGAACCAUUCAUCCUUCGAGAAUCAAGCAAAGGAUGUGAAUUUUGCAAAAGUUGAUGAGCAGACAACGUCAUCCCCAGAAUAUGUUAAGUAUCAAUUGACCAUGCAUCCGCAUUCUGCUGAAUGGGCUCGUGGGCUUGAGGCAGCAACGCAAAGGAGAACAGAGGUUCUUGCCCCUGAAAACCUGGAAAACAUGUGGACAAAAGGAAGAAACUAUAAGAAGAAAGAGUACAAAAAACCUCUCAACCAGAAAGACCUUACCUCUAUCCCUGGAACGUCUACUGGAUCUGAAGGGAAAGCAGUGGCAUCGUUACCCCCAAGAUUAAGUGUUGAUAAUCAGUUAUAUGACAGGAUGGCUAUGGCAGAGGAUUUUAAUAAAUCAUCUUCAUUCGAAGGGAAGAACUGCAUCUAUGAGGAUGAUCCUGCUUCUGAUGGAAGUAAAAUUAGGCUUAAGAGAUCCAACAGUACUUCUGAUCUUCAAGGGCAUCCUGAUGGAAGGCAUGGACUUGAGGGGCCUAUUAUCACAGAGUUCUACACGACAGAUUUCAUCAAGCACAAUGAAAAAUAUACAAGUGAUAAAAAAUCUCCUGACGUCUUUCUUCACAAAGAGGGACAUCAUGCUCCAAAGCUCAAAUGUCGGGUACUUGGUGCUUAUUUCGAGAAACUGGGGUCAAAAUCCUUUGCAGUAUACUCUAUUGCAGUGAGAGAUGCAGCAAGCAGAACUUGGUUUGUUAAGAGAAGAUACAGUAACUUUGAGCGGUUGCAUCGUCAGCUCAAAGACAUCCCAAACUACAAUUUACAUUUGCCUCCUAAGAGGAUAUUCUCAUCAAGCACUGAAGAUGCUUUUGUUCAUCAGCGUUGUAUUCAGCUAGACAAAUAUCUGCAAGAUCUCUUGUCUAUAGCUAAUGUAGCCGAACAGCAUGAAGUUUGGGAUUUUCUGAGCGAAUCUUCAAAGAAUUAUUCUUUUGGAAAGUCUUCAUCAGUGAUAAGAACUCUUGCAGUUAACGUUGAUGAUGCUAUGGAUGACAUUGUGCGUCAGUUCAAAGGGGUUUCAGAUGGCCUUAUGCAGAAAGUUGUAGGACCUCCGCUUGAAGAAAAUGAUCAUGUCCCUGCCCGACACCUGUCCUUAAGCGUACAGGACCUAAGCACUCAUAUUCCUAGGAAAGUUACAUCUGAAUCUCUGAACAGCACUUCUGAUACUGAUGAUGUUGAUAAAAAUGGAGAUAGCACUCAUGUGGAAGGGAGAUUUGAUUCCGGAGGGCCCUCAGAUAAUGAGUUGAACUCUAAGAACUUCCCACCAGGGGUUGUUAGGCAUCUUGGAGGACCCGAGAAGUCACUUUCGGAGAAGGAAAAUGAUUGUGAGGUUAAAGCUGAACAAGGGGACUCUCUUGACUUGCAGCUUGCCGAUCCUUUGACAGCCUUGAUCCACAAUCCUACUGGCAUGCCGCCUGAGUGGAUGCCACCCAAUGUUAGUGUGCCGAUACUUAACCUAGUGGAUAAGGUGUUUCAGCUGAAUAGAAGAGGUUGGUUAAGGAGACAAGUUUUCUGGAUAUCAAAACAAAUCUUGCAGUUGGUUAUGGAAGAUGCUGUGGAUGACUGGCUCUUGAGGCAGAUCUGUUGGCUCAGGAACGAAGACACAAUUGCUAAAGGGAUCCAUUGGGCUCAAGAUAUUCUUUGGCCAAACGAUGUCUUCUUCACCCGAGUGCGAGUAGCUGAAAGCGACUCCGAUGGGAACGACUUUAAUCAGAAACCACUCCAGAUUGCUGGCCAAUUCAGCGGUCUGAAGGAAGCGAGACCCAGUUCUUUUGAGCAGCAAUUGGAGAACGCUCGGAGAGCUAGCGAGAUAAAGAAAUUCCUGUUCGAUGGAGCCCCGACAGCGUUAGUGGGUUUAGUCGGGAAGAAGCAGUACAGGAGAUGCGCCAGAGACAUAUUCUAUUUCACCCAGUCGAGCGUAUGCAUGAAGCAAGUGGCGUAUUCCAUACUCGAACUGCUUCUCAGAUCGGUCCUGCCAGAGCUGGAUGAUCUUCUCAGAGACAUAAGGGAGAAGUAACUGUUUAUAUAAGGUUUUUGAACCCCACUUCUCAGCUGCCCGUUUUGGUUAUAUAGAGUGGCAAAUCCGUAAUUAUAUCAAACUGAUGCGUUUCUUCGUUUCUUUUCCUUUUUUUGUUUUCUUAACCUGGGAAUUUUUUUUGUUUGAUGGCUAUUCUUUUGUGUACAAAAUGCUUAUACCAUUUUUUUUUUGGUUUAAUUCUGGAGGGGUUGCAUAGAAUUAGGACAUGAGUCUUUUUGGCAUUGUAUAUAUAACCUCUGCUUUGUGUCGGAGUAAAAAUUGAAUUUGAAGUCCUCAAGACAGUUUUGUAUUA
This is a messenger RNA of Tarenaya hassleriana, 3637 nucleotides long. RefSeq lists its product as uncharacterized. NCBI's taxonomy places the organism in Eukaryota, Viridiplantae, Streptophyta, Magnoliopsida, Brassicales, Cleomaceae. Gene Ontology annotation, molecular function: phosphatidylinositol binding. The record is from RefSeq and is a predicted model, not a curated record. The transcript is spliced from 15 exons. Bases 358 to 3324 code for a protein of 988 amino acids.